This is a messenger RNA of Epithele typhae, 714 nucleotides long. RefSeq lists its product as uncharacterized. NCBI's taxonomy places the organism in Eukaryota, Fungi, Basidiomycota, Agaricomycetes, Polyporales, Epitheliaceae. The transcript has 3 exons. The record is from RefSeq and is a predicted model, not a curated record. Bases 1 to 714 code for a protein of 237 amino acids.
AUGUUCUCCUUCGCUCGUCUCGCCCUCUUCUCUGCUGCCGCCUUCACCGCGGUCUCUGCCCUCCCCAUCGACCUCCCUGUCUCCCUUCCGGUCGUGGGCAGCUCCAUUGACCUUCCCGCCCCCGUCGACGGUGUCGCGGACACUGCUCUCUCCGUCGCCGGCGGCGUUGUUGGCACCGUGACUGGUGUCGUCGGGAGCCUCGACCUCCCCGUCCGCCGUGACAUUGUGGGUGUUGCCUCCAUCCUUUCGGAUGCCACGGUCGCGCUCGCGCCCGCCACCAACCUCCUCAAGUUCGUGACCGCUCAGAACGCGACCGUCGAGGCGCUCACCGCCCCCGUCGAGGAGAUCAAGACCAUCCUCACCGGCACCGUGACCUCCCUCAAGGCCCUCGUCGGCCAGGACGCUUCGGUUAUCCUCGCCACCGUCGACGGCACUGCCCAACUCACCGUGGCGGAGCUCGCUCCCAUCGUUGCCGCCCUCAUGACCAUCGUCUUCCACGCCCUCGGUGCCGUCCUUACCGUCGUCGGCUCGACCGCUGACUCCGCUGUCACCACGCUCCUCAGCGCGGUCGGCUCCAUCGUUGGCGAGCUCCUCACCGUCGUCGUCUCCCUCGUUGGCGGAAUUCUGGCGACCCUCCUCCCCCUCAUUAGCAGCCUCAUUCCCUUCAUCCUCAACCUCAACGCCUCCCAGGUCAUCUCCCUCCUCGGCCUCUAA